AUGGGGGACACUGAACAUCGCAUUCGCCUCGUGCUUCUAGGUGGUGCAGGAGUGGGUAAGAGUUCGAUUAUCAAACGUUUCCUGUACAACCUGUACUCUGAUAAGUACAAGAGCACCGUGGAGGACCUGUACAACAGGGACUAUGACAUAGGCCCCAUCACACUCAAAGUUGACAUACUUGACACGGCUGGAGACUACCAAUUCCCCGCCAUGCGGAGGCUCUCAAUAGCUAACGCGCAUGCCUUCUUGCUCGUAUAUUCUAUAAGCGAGGAGAGCUCAUUCGAGACCGUGCAGCAAUGCAUUGAAGAAAUACGAGAACAAAGGGCGGAUUUCGAAGACCUUCCUAUUGUUAUUGCCGGCAACAAGAUGGACCUCGAGAUUGAAAGGAGAAUCUUCAAGGAAGACGUCACUGAAUGGACAUCAAAAAACGCUUACACUUUUCGAUGCCGGGUGUUGGAGUGCUCGGCCAAGGAGAACUUGCACAUCCGUGACAUCUUCAGGACAUUCCUGCGCAUAGGACGCCUGCCUGCGCCUCAGGACGAGUCUGCGUGCGGAGGUAUCCCUGACGGUCUGCGGCUGGGGGGCUUCAGGAGACAAAGCUCAGCGUACAGCAAGAAUAGACCGGCACGCAGCGCGCUCAACGCCGGCAUACUCGACGCGUCCAAACAUGAGGUCACCCUGACCCAGAGUGGCCCGCAAACAGGCGUAGAUCAGUGCUACGUCGGCUCUCAGCUCGUGCUGUGA
Hyalella azteca is the source of this 744-nucleotide messenger RNA. RefSeq names its product ras-related protein Rap1-like. The record is from RefSeq and is a predicted model, not a curated record. Gene Ontology annotation, molecular function: GTPase activity; GTP binding. NCBI's taxonomy places the organism in Eukaryota, Metazoa, Arthropoda, Malacostraca, Amphipoda, Hyalellidae. The transcript has 3 exons. The coding region runs from base 1 to 744 and encodes 247 amino acids.